This is a messenger RNA of Pseudovirgaria hyperparasitica, 741 nucleotides long. Its product is annotated as alpha/beta-hydrolase. The transcript has 2 exons. Gene Ontology annotation, biological process: protein depalmitoylation. Gene Ontology annotation, cellular component: cytoplasm. The record is from RefSeq and is a predicted model, not a curated record. Bases 1 to 741 code for a protein of 246 amino acids. Lineage: Eukaryota; Fungi; Ascomycota; Dothideomycetes; Acrospermales; Acrospermaceae. Gene Ontology annotation, molecular function: carboxylic ester hydrolase activity; palmitoyl-(protein) hydrolase activity.
AUGCCUGGCAGGUUGCCAAACGAGGCCGAUUUCGCCUUCAGUAAGCCUAUCGCCUUCAGCAUCACGCCUCCAUCUUCAUCUCAGCAGCCCAUUAAUGUCCUCAUCCUCCUCCAUGGCCUCGGUGACACCCAUGUACCAUUUACGAACCUUGGUCGGCAGAUGAACCUACCUGAAACAGUUUGUAUCUCCAUUCGUGCACCGAAACCAUUACCGUUCGACCUUGGAGGCUUCCACUGGGGCGAUGAUCUUUACUUUGAACCCUCCUCUGAUGCAAUGAACAAGGACACAGGCUUUAGGGCGUCUGCAAAACUUAUCAUCGAAGAGGUAGUGCAAAGGGCACUGAUAGAAGGAUGUGGCUACGAAUAUCGAGACAUCUUGUUCUUUGGCUAUUCGCAGGGUGGUAUGGCAGCUCUGCAAGUAGGCGCAGAGCUACAAGAUGAAGAGCUUGGAGGGAUAGUGUGCAUAGCAGGCUGGUUACCAGACUCAGCACCGAUGCUGCCCAUCGAUAAGAAGAGUAGGACCCCGGUUCUCUUAUGCAAGGCUGCCAUUUCGUCAGAGGUUCCUGCUAGUGCUCUAGCCCGUUUGAAGGACACAUAUCAGUAUUCCGAAGUCAAGGAAUGGAAGAGAAAUGCGGAUGGAAUGCCGCGUAAUCGAGAAGAAAUGCUACCGAUCAUGCAAUUCCUUGCUCGAAGGCUAAGAAGCCGUAAGGGAGUUCUUGAAGGAGCCAUAGAGCUUUUAUGA